This is a messenger RNA of Coccidioides immitis RS, 279 nucleotides long. RefSeq lists its product as uncharacterized. The coding region runs from base 1 to 279 and encodes 92 amino acids. The transcript is spliced from 4 exons. Lineage: Eukaryota; Fungi; Ascomycota; Eurotiomycetes; Onygenales; Onygenaceae. The record is from RefSeq and is a predicted model, not a curated record.
AUGGAAUCACUCCAAGAUCGAUCCUGCCUGCGCCGCUUCUGCGUCAGCGUCCAUGACCGGAAGCCGACUUCGAUCCCCUUUCGUCAUACCAUUCUGCAGCGGACGAACUAUGAUGCUGAGUUGCGUUUGCCAUCACUGCACUGUGGACCACGUGUGGUAAGGCAGCUGUGCAAUGUUGGAUGGUUGAAAGAGAGUUUCCAGUUGGCCGCUGCUGGAUCGACGUCCGUUUUCCGCCCCCUUAACGCCGCCAAAGACCUCGCCUUUUGGUUGCUUCCGUAA